AUGGAAAAUAUAUACGACUACUCGUCCUCUGAAGAUUCUGACACCGACGAGCUUCCUCCGGUACCCGAACUAAACAUAUAUCUGCAAAAUUAUUCCAACCAAUUUGACAUGUCGAGCAUAUUUGUGUAUAUUCCUUGGAACCCAUCUCUCUCGGUCCUCAACCACUUGAAGCUGAUUUGCAAUAGAACCAUUAAACAUGUGCACACUAGGAACCCAGGAGUGGGUAAAAAGUACAAUUGGAACAUUGUGGGUGCACCGUCGAAGGGUUUGGAUGGACGGUUCAGUGUGACCAACAACCAGUUGCUUAGAAGCCACCAUAUUACACUCUUUCCGAAUGUCAGAGGAGAAUCUUACAAGAUGAAACAAUAUAUCGAGAAUGUUAGUGGGUCCCUAUCCAAUAUGCCUAUUCCUGCAAGCUUGGUACAAGAGGACUCCAAGGAGGCUGAAAGAAUUAGUAAUCUCAACCGGAUUUUAUUCCAGGCCACUUCUACGAAAGAAGGCCUUCAAAACAAGGAAAAAAAAUACGUUUCCUUGAACUUUGAGCCGAAGUUGAGUUUCUAUACUAGUUCCACCACAAAUAGCAUAUUCAUAGCUGGUAAGGUUCGCCUCACCCCGGACUCGACUAUAUUUUUCAAAAAUAUAAACCAGAUAAUCGUUGAUAACAUCAAAUUGCUUGAUGUAACAAGCGAGCAGUCCCCUAUUGAGCAGGACUAUCAUAUCUCCUUGAUCCUAGGCGAAUUAAAGGGUUUCGAGACAAAUCGUGCUGAAGUUGGAAAAUUGAUCCGGCUCAUGAAAGAGUUGGAUUUUACAAACGAACUUGAGAAUAUUAACAUCAGCAUAAAUUCCUUAAGAAUAAAUGAAAUAUCCUCAUCUAGAAACUCCUACGAAGUUCCUCUCAAUAUAUAA
Debaryomyces hansenii CBS767 is the source of this 906-nucleotide messenger RNA. RefSeq lists its product as uncharacterized. The coding region runs from base 1 to 906 and encodes 301 amino acids. Lineage: Eukaryota; Fungi; Ascomycota; Pichiomycetes; Serinales; Debaryomycetaceae. The transcript has a single exon. The record is from RefSeq and is a predicted model, not a curated record.